AGCGGAAGUGUAGUAUUUUACCACCUGAAUAGUAAUUUUGCUCUGUGCGUGUGAGAAAAGGAAGAAAAGAGGGUCACUUAUAGUGAAGUGCAGCUGGGUUGGAAUAAGGAUACGAGGUACUUUUUUUAUUAUUAUUGUUGUUCGUACACUCUGUCCGUUUCCACCUCCUUAUCCUGGCGAAAGGUUGAACGGUUAAAAUGGAGGCGGACAGAUCCGGCGGAGGACCAAACCCGAACUCCGGAGGCGGCAGCGGAGCGGGGCGCAACCCAAACGGGCCCAAAGCAGCACCGGGCCAGGCGACAUCAGCCGCGGCGACCGGGGCGAUGGCAGCGGCAGCGGCGGCGGCAGCAGCAGCCGGAGCCAUGCCCGGAUCGUCGCAGGCUCGGGAGCUGCAGGACGGGGACUCGGGUAUGACGCUUCCUGGGAUCCUGCACUUCAUCCAGUACGAGUGGGGACGCUUCCAGGCCGAGAAAUACCGCUGGGAGGCUGAGAGGGACGAACUCAGGGCUCAGGUGGCAUUCCUACAGGGUGAGAGGAAAGGGCAGGAAAAUAUGAAACAGGACCUGGUGAGGCGGAUCAAAAUGCUGGAGUACGCCCUCAAACAAGAGCGGGCUAAGCACCAGAAGCUGAAGACAGGAAACGACCAGAGUCCUGGAGACAAGAAACCAGAGACAGAAGCAGACCAACUUCCCAAUGGGCCAGCUGAGUCAGACUCUGAGCCAGCCAAUCAGAUGUCGUGGAAGGAGGGACGUCAGUUACUACGCAAAUAUCUUGAGGAAGUGGGUUAUUCAGACACUAUCCUGGACAUGCGGUCUAAGCGUGUGCGCUCCCUGCUUGGGCGGAGCAGCCCUGAGGCUAACGGACCUCCACCCAGUGAAACCUGUCCUGAGCCGGAGCCCCGGGCAGGUGGAGAGUCGUUGUUGGUCAGACAGAUAGAGGAACAGAUCAAGAGCCAACAGAACAAGAUGCACAAAAGAUGUCUAAAACGGAGGGCAUCCUCCAUCAGGCAAACAUGGAAUGCGGGCAAGGAAAGCUCUAAGGAACGUCUGGGUGGCUCAGUGCUCGAUAAGAUCCCCUUCCUGCAUGGCUGUGAGGACGACGAUGAAGACGACAGUGACGAGGACGAUGACUUCCAAGGCAUGGCCACCGACUGCAUCGAUGGACCGCGCAAGAACAAAAAGUCUCGUGUAAAGAUGGGUUCGGAGCCCAUGACCACAGACCUGGACCCCGAAGACGAGGAGGACGAAGACGACUCGGAAGAUGCCCUCAGUGAAUUUGACUUCCUGGGCUCAGGGGAGGAUGGGGAGGGGGCGGGAGAGGCCCGGAUCUCGGGGGACGGACGGGAGUUAGAGAACCGCAGGAACAAGUUACAAGGCAUGAUGUCGGACUUCCCCCCUAAACCCACCCCGCCCCCCUCUGUAUCGGGACAGGCUCGCUCCGGGGAAGGCGGCGCCCUGGGUUUUUCCUCUGACGUCUUCAUCAUGGACGCCGUUGGAGGAGGUGACAUGAACCUGGGCGAACUGGCUGAUCUCACUGUUGCCAAUGACAACGAUCUCUCCAUGGAUAUGCAGGAUAACCGAGAGGAGUUUAAGAAGACAUGGAACCCUCGUUUCACACUACGCAGCCACUUUGAUGCCAUCCGCGCUUUGACCUUUCACCCCAGCCAAGCGGUGCUGCUCACAGCCGCUGAGGAUGGAACACUAAAACUGUGGAACCUCAACAAGGCCAUGCACUCUAAAAAGAAUGCAGCGUUGGACGUUGAGCCCAUCUACACGUUUAGAGCACACAGCGGAGCCGUUCUGUCACUGACCAUGGGCGAGGAUGGAGACUCUUGCUACAGCGGAGGUCUAGAUGGAACUGUCAGAUGUUGGAAGAUGCCAGACCUCAACGUUGAUCCUUAUGAUAAUUAUGAUCCUGGCAUCGAGAGCAGCGUACUAGCUGGCCACGAGGACAGUGUGUGGGGUCUAACUUACUCGGCAGUCCACCACCGCCUCGCCUCGUGCUCAGCUGAUGGCACCAUUCGCAUCUGGGACCCUCAGAACUCAGCUCCCUGCCUGUCUGUCUUCAAUAAGGAGAGAGAGCAUGGGACACCCACCUCAGUGGCCUUUGUGGCCACAGACCCCAACCAGGUGGUGGUGUCGUUUGACGGCGGUGAGACGCUGCUCUACGACCUCAACACAGAGCAGAGCACCACUGCGCUAGAGACACAGACCAAGGAUGGCAGUGAGCUGAUCAACCGUGUGGUCAGUCACCCAUCUGAGCCCGUAUCCAUCACUGCACAUGAGAACCGCACCAUCCGCUUUCUAGACAACAAGACAGGAAAAGUUGUUCACUCAAUGGUGGCUCACCUGGACGCAGUCACCUGUCUUACUACAGACCCUAAAGGCACUUACCUCAUCUCUGGCAGCCACGACUGUUCUGUGCGCCUGUGGAUGCUGGACAACAGGACGUGCGUGCAGGAGAUCACGGCCCACAGGAAGAAGCACGACGAGGCCAUUCAUGACGUGGCCUUCCACCCUUCCCAGCCCUUCAUUGCCAGUGCCGGCGCAGAUGCACUUGCCAAGAUCUUUGUCUGACAGCACUGUCGUCAUUCUGAGUCCAACGAAAACAACUGGGCCAAAAGAGAUGGAAGACUACAGUGGACAGAUUUCACCUGCUUACACACACACACUUACACACACUUGUCCUGCACCCCACUGGCUGGGUCAUUGCCACAGGACGUCACCUCCCCUCAGUCUCCCUCACUGUUCUCUGAUGCCUCAGUGACUUCUUGUAAUACUAACCACACUGCUUUUUUAUAACUUUAAAAAUUAUGGCUGCUCUGUUUUCAAAUAAUCAUGUUUGGAGUAACUCUUUUCUACACUACAAUAUUCUGUUCUGCUUUUUUUCAGUCUACCAACUAUUACAAAGCAUCAUACUUGUGUGUGUGUGUGUGUGUUUGUGCGCUUGAACUUGCUGACACACUACUCACAUUUCACGGAGUAUGAUCGAGGAAACACUCGCACUGCACAGCACGCACAAACACACCACCAUAUUUCAUCUGAGAUCGAUUUUGAUAGUUAACAUAUUGCUUGUGGCUAACAUACAUUAUGUAGGCAUGACUGAAAACAGUAACCUUUUCCCAGUGUCGGCAGAAAACACCUGACCAACCUCUUUAUUGGGAAUCAAUGUAUUACAUUCCAAAGACUCCAGGUAGAGUGUGUGUGUGUGUGUGUGUGGUGUCGUAUUUAAGGUUGGAGAAUGUUAAACGUAGGUGUGUGUGUGUGUGUGUGUGUGAGUGUGUGAUCUGAAGAGGCACUAGGCAGUUGCUAACCAGUGUUGAAACAAAUAGCUUUAAUUUCAACUUUACGGCCAAGACACCAAGUCUCAUUGUUUGUCUGAGUAUUAAAGCGUCCCUGUGAUUCUGCCUCUACGUGUGUGUGUGUGUGUGUGUGUGCAAGAGUGUGAGUGAGAUUAAAUGUCACUCUGCUGAAUUUUAUUUCCACAACCAUGACUCAUUUCUACAGAUGUACAGAUUAAGCUCACACCACAUUAAACAGCUACAGAAUGGUUAUCACGAGAGAGCAGUUCAAGGCCUUACACCACAGAGGGUGUGAGGCCGGUCUGUAUGCUCUCAACAAAUGAUGCCGAUUGUGUCAUUUGGUGCUUUUUACUGUACAGAAGAGUGCGCACGCGUGUGUUUGUAUACGCACUAGUUAAAUCACGGUGCUAUGAAAGACCUUGUCAGUCUUGAGUCAGAAUCAGGGACCUGUUUUGUUUGUGUGUGUGUGUGUGUGUGUUUGUGUGUGAGAAGGAGAGACUGUGUUUCUCACUCAUUGGGCUAUAGAUGUACGUAGUGAAUCGACUUUUUAAAUAACACUUCAUCGUUGAAUCAUUUAAUUAACUGUGGUCACAUUUCAGAAAUUAAGGGUCACUGUUCUUAGUAGAGGGUUGUGAAUAAUCUCGGCCUUGGGUCCUUUCAGGCGUGAGGAGUGUACAGAGCUGAUGGUAAUUAUAUUACAUUGAGGAUCACCUGGACUGAAAAAGUUUCCUCAGAUGAGAGCUGCUCAGAUCGUCUUUUUCAUUUCAUCUUCGAGUCGGUGCCAGUUUGCAGGUGGUGCUCGGGCUUCUGGCUUGUUGUUAUUUAUUCAGGCUUUCCCCCCAAAAAAGCUUGACAAUUAUGUUCACUUGUGUGUCGAGGUGAGGGUCCCUCUUCUUUGUUUGACACAGUAGCACAUUACCCCGAGAGCUAAUGGUGUGAAGCUGAUCUCUUUCUGAAGAGGCAAGCUGGGAGAAAUAGAUUCAGGGUAGGAAAAAAAAAAAAAAGACGAAAGUCCAUUUUAAAUUCAGCCACUUUUAUCAUUUCAGAAAGAAUAAGAGAGAGUAUUGAUUUAAGAUGUGUGGGUGUCAGUUGAUAUUACACAGCACCUAAUCUGUUUUGCCGAUCUGUUGUUCUGCUAUUUUUGAACAUAACACUUGGCUUUGGUGAAAAAAUUGUUCCUUUGAGAACACUUCACAUCUCUAUCUGUGUGUCCUGCGUUUAUAGUGACACCUGCAGGACAUGUUUGUUUCCUUUAGGUAAAAUUUGCCCCUUAACAGCUGACCUGACUUCAAAUUACUUGACUGUUCAUUUUAUUGUAUUACCUUGAGGAGACUGAUAUGAUCUGGUGUUCAAUCAAUUGGUCAAGGGGCACCCUCCUUCCUCUUCAAGAUUACAGGGUCACACUAGGGGUCAGAGGUCAGAUCUAAGGGUUCAAAGUAGCCUAGAGGUAAACACUCCUUUCCUAAUCAAUGGGGACACUAGCAUUUGUAGUUCCAGUUUCUUUUUUCCUGAAACAGGGUGGUAGACUGUCUGUCUGAAAUUAGACAUAGAGAACAACCAGGUGCAACUUCAUUAUUGUACUGCUGCUGGCGUAACGUCCUGUUGUCUCAUUAACUACUAUUUGGCUCCACUUUGCACUACAUCUAAUAGUGGAUGCUUUUGGUGAUGAGCGGUUGCAAACAGGGUCCAGAAAUAAUGUUUUGCAGUUUAUUUCUUAUACAAUCUGGAGUAAAUACUACAAGGGUGGAACCUGCUGUGGCUCAGUUAUUUGAUAGUGAGCGUUGCUGAUGCUUUCUUUUCACUCUUAGCUGCCGUGUACCAACUCUGAGAAUAAAGACAAAUCAGUAUGACACAUCAAAAAAGAAAAAGAAACUGAAACAGAGGUUGUAAAUGAUGACUAGAGAUGCCAUUAUGUGCUGUAAAUGUCCAUCAUUUUGUUGGUUUUUUUUCUUGCAUUUCUUUUCUUUGAUUAUGAAUAUGAUUAUUAAGAUGUAAGAAUACUGUAGUAUCAUAAGUGAAUCAUUCUUCCUUGCUAGGCAUAGAACUUGCUUGUGAUUGAUAAUGGCAAUGUAUAACUUGUAAAAAAGCAAAAUGAUUAAAAAACAUGAAAAAUGAAGAAAAUAAGUUUAAAAAAAAAAAAAAUCUGUUACCAGUCAGAGGCCAAGGUAAAGGACUCUCAUUUCUUUGUGUUUUUAUUUUUUUAUUAGCAAUUUAUCACUGUGUGAUAUUUUGUACAUCAUAUUAAGCUGUAUUCAAAAUAUUUCCUCUAACUACAAGGGAUAAGAGACCUGCUUUUUAUUAAUUUUGUUUUAUUAUAUAUUUUUGAACUGCAUUCUAGCUUGUAUCAAAUGACUUUCUCUUUUUGUUUACGGGUCCCCUGUUGUAUGUCAUUAAGGAAGAAAAAACAAAAAAUGAAGAUUUUGUACAGUGAA
Messenger RNA from Dicentrarchus labrax (European seabass), 5733 nucleotides. RefSeq names its product striatin, calmodulin binding protein 4 (gene strn4). Gene Ontology annotation, molecular function: protein phosphatase 2A binding; calmodulin binding; armadillo repeat domain binding. Lineage: Eukaryota; Metazoa; Chordata; Actinopteri; Moronidae. The record is from RefSeq and is a predicted model, not a curated record. Bases 198 to 2576 code for a protein of 792 amino acids. Gene Ontology annotation, cellular component: dendrite. The transcript is spliced from 19 exons.